GCCGCCGCCCUGGCCCCGCGCUCGCCUCUCCGGGUGCAGCGGGCCGGGCCGGAGCUGGCGGGGCGGGGACUCGGGAGGGGCCGCAGCGCGGCUGCCGGUGCCGUUGCGGGAGAGGAGGAAGCGGCGCGUCCCCUGAGGCGUGCGCCGGGACGGACCCCGGGCCUGCGGGACGGACGCGCGCGGAGGGAGAGGGCCGGGGGCGAGACAUCUGCUGGCGCUGGGGACUGCUUCAGGGCUGCGGAACGCCAACUUGCUUCGUGUGCUCCAGGCAGGUGUGGGGCAGGUGGCGCCUCCGUGACCUACCACCAUCGAUGGAAACGGGCUUUUGGUGAAGAAACCCAAACGGUUGAUGCCAGCCAGGGUGACUUGGCCGUCAAAGGUUUUGACAAAACGUGCUCUGUUCCCUUUGGGGAAUCCGAAUGAGGGAGAUCACAGACACCUUCACUGGGAAGCCAAGGACAUUUCUGUAUAAUCAGUGGAUGAAAGGAUUUUCUCAGACUCUUUUUUCCCUGUUCCUGGAGGAUUAAUCCGCUGCAAGCUCCAAUUCCAGUGGAAACUGCAAGGCACACGAUGUGGCAGGAGCCUGGAGCGCCUUCGGAAUUGUUGUGGACCCUUCCUGUAGCAUAGGGGAGUUUUCACACUUGCCUCCACUCCUCCCCUUCCCCUCAACCGCCUCCUUUCUGAUCUCUUCUCUUUAAUUUGUUUCCAUUUUUCUGAGUUAAGUUCUAUUUCCAAAACUGUUCUCUGGAGCUAAAAGUGGAUUGCCAGAAAUGAGAGAUUAGGAGCUGGGAGAAGAGGAAGCGCCCUGUGUUGUGUCUCCUGAAGGCUGCCGACAUGAAGUGCUUUUUCCCGGUACUGAGCUGUCUGGCUGUGCUGGGUGUGGUGUCGGCACAGCGGCAGGUCACCGUUCAGGAAGGACCGUUGUACCGCACGGAGGGCUCUCACAUCACUAUCUGGUGCAAUGUGAGUGGCUACCAGGGACCUUCUGAGCAGAAUUUCCAGUGGUCCAUUUACCUGCCUUCAGCCCCAGAGCGAGAGGUGCAGAUUGUCAGCACCGUGGACUCUUCCUUCCCCUAUGCCAUCUACACCCAGCGCGUCCGCGGAGGGAAGAUCUUCAUAGAAAGAGUCCAGGGGAACUCAGCCCUAUUGCACAUCACAGAUCUUCAGGCCCGGGAUGCCGGGGAGUAUGAAUGCCACACACCCAACACUGAUGACCAGUACUUUGGGAGUUACAGUGCGAAGAUGAACCUAGUAGUGAUCCUAGACUCCCUGCAGACCACCGCCAUGCCCCAGACUCUGCACAGAGUGGAGCAGGACCCGCUGGAGCUCACUUGUGAGGUGUCCUCAGAGACCGUUCAGCACAGCCACCUGUCUGUGGCCUGGCUCCGGCAGAAAGGUGGUGAGAAGCCUGUGGAGGUCAUCUCCCUGAGCCGAGAUUUCGUGCUUCAGUCCAGCAGCGAAUAUGCCCACAGGCAGAGCCUGGGGGAGGUGCGGCUUGACAAGCUGGGGAGGACCACCUUCCGCCUCACCAUCUUCCACCUGCAGCCUUCCGACCAGGGCGAGUUCUACUGCGAGGCUGCUGAGUGGAUCCAGGAUCCCGAUGGGUCGUGGUAUGCUAUGACCCGAAAGCGUUCCGAGGGAGCUGUGGUCAACGUCCAGCCAACUGACAAAGAAUUCACUGUUCGGCUGGAAACGGAGAAGCGGCUGCACACAGUGGGUGAGCAGGUGGAGUUCAGAUGCAUCCUGGAGGCUCAGAAUGUUCCCGACCGCUACUUUGCUGUCUCCUGGGCCUUCAACAGCUCGCUCAUUGCCACCAUGGGCCCUAACGCCGUGCCUGUCCUCAACAGCGAAUUCGCCCACCGGGAAGCCAGGGGACAGCUUAAGGUGGCCAAAGAGAGUGACAGUGUCUUUGUGCUGAAGAUCUACCACCUCCGCCAGGAAGACAGCGGGAAAUACAACUGCCGGGUGACUGAGCGAGAGAAAACGGUGACCGGGGAAUUCAUUGACAAGGAGAGCAAGCGUCCCAAGAACAUCCCCAUCAUAGUCCUCCCCCUCACAGAUAACUGGGUAGUUAAAGUCCCCCAGCACCACCAGAUCCUGUCCCAAGGCCACUUGGAGAGCAGCAUCUCCGUGGAGGUGGCCAGCAAUGCCAGCAUCAUCCUGGAGGGCGAGGACCUGCACUUCUCCUGCAGCGUCCGCACGGCAGGCAGGCCGCAGGGUCGCUUCUCUGUCAUCUGGCAGGUUGUGGACAGGCAGAACCGCCGCAGCAAUAUCAUGUGGCUAGACCGGGAUGGCACCAUGCAGCCAGGCUCGUCCUACUGGGAGCGCAGCAGCUUUGGGGGCAUCCAGAUGGAGCAGGUGCAGCCCAACUCAUUCAGCCUGGGCAUCUUCAACAGCAGGAAGGAGGACGAGGGCCAGUAUGAAUGUCACGUGACUGAAUGGGUGCGGGCAGUGGACGGAGAGUGGCAGAUUGUUGGGGAACGCCGGGCCAGCACUCUCAUCUCCAUCACAGCUCUCGAAACGGGCUUUGCCGUCACAGCCGUCUCUCGGACGCCGGGGGUGACCUACAGCGAGUCCUUUGACUUGCAGUGUAUCAUCAAACCCCACUAUCCCGCCCGGGUCCCCGUGGCGGUGACGUGGCGGUUCCAGCCGGUGGGCACGGUGGAGUUCCACGACUUGGUGACCUUCACCCGGGAUGGAGGGGUCCAGUGGGGGGACAGGUCCUCCGGCUUCCGAACCCGAACUGCCAUCGAGAAGGCCGAGUCCAGCAACAACGUCCGCCUAAGCAUCAGUCGAGCCAGUGACACGGAGGCAGGCAAGUACCAGUGUGUGGCGGAGCUGUGGCGGAAGAACUACAACAACUCCUGGACACGGCUGGCGGAGAGGACCUCCAACCUGCUGGAGAUCCGGGUGCUGCAGCCAGUGACAAAGCUGCAGGUGAGCAAAUCGAAGAGGACCCUGACCCUGGUGGAAAACAGGCCCAUUCAGUUGAACUGCUCAGUCAAGUCUCAGACAAGCCAGAACUCCCACUUCGCAGUGCUCUGGUACGUCCAUAAGCCCUCAGAUGCCGACGGCAAACUCAUCCUGAAGACCACCCACAACUCCGCCUUCGAGUACGGCACUUAUGCGGAGGAGGAGGGCCUGAGAGCCAGGCUUCAGUUUGAGAGGCAUGUGUCGGGGGGCCUGUUCAGCCUCACCGUCCAGAGAGCUGAGGUCAGUGACAGCGGCAGCUACUACUGCCACGUGGAGGAGUGGCUGCUGAGCCCCAACUACGCCUGGUACAAGCUGGCAGAGGAGGUUUCUGGGCGCACAGAAGUCACUGUUAAACAGCCCGAUAGCCGCCUGAGGCUCAGCCAAGCCCAGGGGAACCUGUCGGUUCUGGAGACCCGGCAGGUGCAGCUGGAGUGUGUCAUCCUCAAUCGCACCAGCAUAGCCUCCCAGCUCAUGGUGGAAUGGUUUGUAUGGAAGCCCAACCACCCUGAGCAGGAGACUGUGGCCCGUCUGAGCCGAGAGGCCACCUUCCACUAUGGAGAGCAGGCGGCCAAGAACAACCUGAAGGGGCGGCUGCAUUUGGAGAGUCCUUCCCCCGGCGUGUACCGGCUCUUCAUCCAGAACGUGGCUGUGCAAGACAGUGGGACCUACAGCUGCCGCGUGGAGGAGUGGCUACCUAGCCCCAGUGGUGUGUGGUAUAAGCGGGCAGAGGACACCGCUGGGCAGACAGCUCUGACAGUCAUGCGACCAGAUGCUGCCCUACAGGUGGACACAGUGGUCCCCAAUGCCACGGUUUCUGAGAAGGCAGCUUUCCAGCUGGACUGUAGCAUUGUGUCCCGCUCCAGCCAGGACUCCCGCUUCGCUGUGGCCUGGUAUUCCCUGAGGACUAAAGCUGGGGCAAAAAGGAGCAGCCCUGAUGUGGAAGAACAGGAAGAGGAAAGGGAGGAGGAAGAGGAAGAGGAGGAGGAGGAGGGGGACAGUGAUGAUUCAACAGAGCGGAUGGCCCUGCUGAGCGUGGGCCCAGAUGCUGUCUUUGGCCCAGAGGGCAGUCCCUGGGAGGGCAGGCUUCGCUUCCAGAGGCUCUCCCCGGUGCUCUACCGGCUCACAGUGCUGCAGGCAAGCCCCCAAGAUACGGGCAACUACUCCUGCCGCGUGGAGGAGUGGCUGCCCAGUCCUCAGAAGGAGUGGUACCGGCUGACGGAGGAGGAGUCGGCCCCCAUUGGCAUCCAUGUUCUGGAUACAAGUCCCACCCUGCAGUCCGUCAUCUGCUCCAACGACGCGCUCUUCUACUUUGUCUUCUUCUACCCCUUCCCCAUCUUCGGCAUCCUCAUCAUCACCAUCCUGCUCGUGCGUUUCAAGAGCCGGAACUCCAGCAAGAACUCCGACGGGAAGAACGGGGUGCCUCUGCUGUGGAUCAAAGAGCCGCACCUCAACUACUCCCCCACUUGCCUGGAGCCCCCUGUACUCAGUAUCCACCCAGGGGCCAUAGACUAAGGGGCGAUGCCCCAGCAGAUGUCGGCUACGGAGGAGCUGAGGCUCUCCCUUGCUCUGUGAUUGGACAGUUGACAGCACCCAAACUCUGGGGUGCCCGUGUGGAAAGUUGUCAGACUUGAAAAGUGUUCCGAGUUCCCAAUCCGUCACAGAGAUAGGCUGCCUCUCGGUGGCAGUCUGGGGUGGUUAGCUAUGUGCGCGCAAAUGUUGUGACCUGCCCUGAGGUCUCUCGUUUCUGUUUUAGUAAUGUAGUGAGUAGCUCCAGGUGCCACAUCUACUCACGGAUUUAUCUAGUAUUCUCAGAUAGGUGUUACAGGGCUUCUUCUUCUUUGUAAUGUACUCUUUUUAAAUCCCUUUGGUUUACCCUUUUUGGAUCCCUUAAUGUGGACGAAUUUCUCUUAUGUACAAGUGAUGGCAAGAGGAAGGACGAACUUUCUAGUGACAAGGAAUCUCUUCCAAGACCUUUUGUUUUUGCACAUUUGAAAAUGCCACCCAUGGAUCAAAAUAUACCCAAACAUUUUUUACUUUCUUAAGACUUGAAAAUUGUGUGUAGUGUGGGCAAAAUUUGUAUCUUGUCUUUUCCCUCAGCUGGAGCUGCUGGGAGCACUCUGUAGUCAAGAUGAAAGCAUUGACUUUUGCUUCACAGAACUGUGUAUGUACAAGAGAAAUCCCGCAUAACCCCAUUAGGAGUAGAUGGUGCCUGGCUGGUCAGGGAGGCAAAAAAGGCUUCAUCCCAUCCUUGCCAAAAUAUGAGAAAACUGUCUUGGAGAAUGGGUCAAAAGCUCCAAACGGCACACACUUUUCAAAUUCAAGUGGGUGGGGGCUGCUUUUAGCAGCUACUGACUUGCAGCUUCGUCAAAGCCAGUGACUGGAGGAGGAAGGGAGAAAGGCUGGCUGCUGGCUUGCUCUGAGCUGCAAGGGUGGCCUCUAACUGAUAACUGUGAGCAGGUGGGCUUUUGUCUUCAGGUGCUUUGGCCAACUCUUGAAGUGUCCAGUGAACUUGGAAGGGGGCCCCUGAGCUGAGCACAGGGCCGAAGCAGCCACGGCGGACACCUGAUGGAGGGCACUGGGCUGGUCGACACUGAUGGGACAGUGAGGGGUGGGAGGGGGGCCUCCAGGGCCUGGUGUUGGAGAGUGCAGAGAAAUAUCUACCUCCCUGGAGGUGUGAAGACUAGGUUUUUCUUCUUCCUUCCAAUUAGAUUUUCCCUAAGGAUAUUGAUGUCUUCCUUACUCAUUUUUUCUCUCCCUGCCUCUCACUGCUAUAUCAGCCUGGGGGUGGUCCAGAGGCAGCCCAUUGUCUUCCUUACUGUUGAGCUAGUCUGGCAGACUGAUGACAGUCAUUGUCUGUGGGGUUUUCCCUUCCCUUUCUCGAUCUCUUUUGUGGUUCUAGCUUGUUUGGUUGUUCAUUGUUAUGGUGGCUUUUUAUUCUAAUGCUCCUUGAGCCCCAUGAUGGCUGGUGUCCCCUGUUGUUUUACAUUGUUGGGCCAGAUGCAUGUCCCUCCUGGGGCAUCAUCGGUUGCAAAUAUUUCCUUUUUCUCACUUUACGAAGAUGUUCUUAUACCCUUGCUUCCCAUAUUUUCCUGGCCAAGCGUGCCAUCUCCCUUAUUUUGGGAACUUGCAUCCUGAGUCCCAAGAGGGGCCACAAUUUGGAAAAAGUCGUCAGGGAUUCUGGAACUAAGUCUGAUAAGAGAUUCCAGUGAAGCCCUGUUCUGAGUACAAGCAGACUGCAGGGGAGGCUGCGGGAUUCCCCAGGCCAUGUGCGUGCUGAUCCUUCAAGGGUCUGCGGGUGUGCAGGUGGCCCAGGCUCCUUGGCACAUACUUUGCUGAGCCCCAGCUGAGGGAGCCCAGUGGCGAUUGCUCAGCCAUUUUCUGACAGACACACAGACCUGCCUUUUCUCUCCCAAAUAUACCAGUACCCUCCUGUGAGACAGUGUGCAGGCACCACCACCUUAAUCCUGCUCUUGCCUGACAUGCUGAUUCUCAUUUAUUAUGCUGCAUGAACACAUUAGACGUACAGGAGCGGCGCAGGUGUGAAGAAACGUCUUCUGCCCUGUUUCUUUCAGGGCUGUGGGCUUUCAGUGGGAAGUUGCUGACUCCUAAUUUACAGGCUGAGUCAAUGAGGGAAGACGACUGGCAUUUCCUCUGUCUAAAUGGAAGGAUGCCAGCGGGCUGGCAGGGACGGGGAUGUGUAACCAAGAUUUCAGUUUGAAUCUGUUCACAGCGAUAGAGAAGUCGGUGCAGCACGCAGUUAAAUAUGUAAAGUAAUUGCAGGAAAUUUGAAAGGAAAAAAGAAACCCAAGCCAGUAUUUUAAUAACUGUUUUUUCUGUGUAUUUUGUAUUGGGCUGGGGGAUAGUUUUUCGAACUUCCCAUGAAGAACCCCAGGACUUACUUUAGUCUUUGGCCAUUUCUACGGAAAUGCGAUGUCAGAUGAGUGGUAAUGGUGCCCUCCAGUGGCUUUGAGGCCUCACUGCGCAUUGUCUACUGGAGCCUUAGUCUUCUGAGACCGAGAGGAAAACGCUGAAUACUCUCGAUUCAUCUAUGUCUACAACGUUGCAUUUAUGAAAAACUACACUGUGCUAGGCGCAUUCCAAGACAUGAAUAUGACCGCACCCUCUUUCACCGGGUGUUUCUGUAGCAAGUUUUCAUAUUCUUUUCAAACAAUGGUUUCUCUGCGUUAAUUAUUGAAGAAGAAAAGAAAAAAAAAAGAUGGGGUAAGAAGACUACCCAUGCAUGAUGUAGAGAGCUGUUGAUUUGUUUUUGUUUUUUAAAGGAAAACUAUUUGUAAGAUGUUGCACUAAAACAUUUUAUAUACACUUCAGAGACCUGUAGUAAAUUAUGUUGAAAAUA
Messenger RNA from Callithrix jacchus (white-tufted-ear marmoset), 7330 nucleotides. It is a transcript of the gene IGSF3, whose product is annotated as immunoglobulin superfamily member 3. NCBI's taxonomy places the organism in Eukaryota, Metazoa, Chordata, Mammalia, Primates, Cebidae. Gene Ontology annotation, cellular component: membrane. The record is from RefSeq and is a predicted model, not a curated record.